GCGUGACCUGCUGUCAGCCUCCACAGCUGCACCUCGUCACCUGAUUAACAUUUUGAAUCAGCAUCAGAAACACAACAGGCAGUGCGCUGCUCUACUAUCGGUGGGCGGAGUCUGCAGGGAGGGGGCCUGGCCGGAGCUUUUAAUACAGAUGCGCUCCUCCGAGCGCCCUGCGUUCAGCGGCGAGCGGACACGGCAGAGCCGGGGAGAGACACGCAACACAGCACCAUGACUGCACCCAGCAACACCUAUGAUGUUAUCGUGAUCGGCGGAGGCAUAUCAGGGUUAAGUGCCGCCAAGUUGUUGAAAGCCCAAGGACUGAGCCCUGUAGUGUUGGAGGCCAGGGAUCGUGUCGGUGGUCGCACCUUCACUGUGCGGAAUAAGGAGACAAAGUGGGUUGAUCUGGGCGGGGCUUACAUUGGACCGACUCAGAACCGCAUCCUCCGAUUGGCCAGAGAAUACAACAUAAAAACCUACAAAGUCAACGAGCAGGAGAACCUGGUGCAUUAUGUCAAUGGAAAGUCUUACCCAUUCAAAGGCUCCUUCCCUCCCAUGUGGAACCCCAUCGUCCUGCUGGACUUCAACAACCUGUGGAGGACAAUGGACGAGAUGGGCAAGGAGAUUCCCAGAGAGGCUCCCUGGAGAGCUCCUCACGCUGAGGAGUGGGACAAGAUGACCAUGCAGGAGCUGUUUGAAAAAAUCUGCUGGACCAGUACUGUUCGUCGCUUCGCCACGCUGUUUGUCAAUGUGAACGUGACCUCUGAACCCCAUGAGGUGUCGGCUCUGUGGUUCCUCUGGUAUGUGAAGCAGUGCGGAGGAACCAUGAGGAUCUUCUCCACUACUAACGGAGGACAGGAGAGGAAGUUUGUAGGCGGCUCCAGUCAGAUCAGUGAGUGCAUGGCCAACGAGCUGGGCGACCGGGUGAAGCUGCAGUCUCCAGUCUACAGGAUCAACCAGACCGGGGACAUGGUGGUGGUGGAGACGCUGGACAAACAGACUUACAUGGCCAAGUAUGUGAUCGUGGCAACUCCUCCUGGUAUGAAUCUGAAGAUGCACUUUAACCCAGAGCUGCCGCCGCUGAGGAAUCAGCUGAUCGCCCGUGUCCCCAUGGGCUCCGUCAUCAAGUGCAUGGUUUACUACAGGGAUAACUUCUGGAGGAAAAAGGGUUACUGUGGCAGUAUGGUGAUUGAGGAGGAAGGCGCUCCCAUCGGCCUGACGCUGGAUGACACAAAGCCUGAUGGGACUGUACCUGCUAUUAUGGGAUUCAUCCUUGCCCGCAAGUGCAGAAAACUUUCAGGCCUGACCAAAGAAGAGAGACUGAGGAGAAUCUGUGAGAUUUAUUCCAGAGUGCUGGGCUCAGAGGAGGCUCUGCACCCAGUGCACUAUGAGGAGAAGAACUGGUGUGAGGAGGAGUACUCUGGGGGCUGCUACACUGCCUAUUUCCCUCCAGGAAUCCUUACCCAGUAUGGCAGGGUGCUGAGGGAGCCAGUUGGCAGGUUGUAUUUCGCAGGCACAGAGACAGCCACAGAAUGGAGUGGAUACAUGGAGGGGGCAGUACAGGCUGGAGAGAGGGCAGCCAGAGAGAUCAUGUGUGCAAUGGGUAAAAUCCCCCAGAGUCAGAUCUGGCAGUCAGAGCCUCCGUGUUUGGAGGUUCCAGCUCUUCCCUUUGUCACCACCUUCUGGGAGAGGAAUCUGCCUUCAGUCGGUGGGCUCCUCAAGUUCAUGGGCUUCUCCACCUUCCUGUCUGUUGCCACUGCAGCCGGCUUAGUGGCCUACAAGAAGGGCCUCCUCCCCCGAAGUUAAACCGCCCACACCAAUCACCUCACUCCUCUGCAUCUCAAGGGGGAUGCAUCUCAAUAGACACUGUACUCAUGUGCACUACUUUAUGUUCCAGGCUACAAAGUAGUGAACUAUAUAGGGUAUAGGAUGUUUUUUGAGAAACACCCUGCUGUAACAAAGACUGUUCAGCUCAUGCAAAACACUAAUGCACCGUCACUCUGUGCACAAAAGAAAGAGAGAGCGAGACGAAUAGUAAUGAGCUGAUUAAUCAUAAAGAGAUGCUAGUGUGAGAGGAAUGAAGAAUUAACUUCAUCUUAAAUCUACUUCAGAUUCAACUUUGAAACCAAUGAAGGAAAAAGAUCAGAAUCAACUCAAAUAAUAUAUCACUAUUAACACUCCACACAUUGCCAAUGACAUUCACAUUCUUGAUGACAUGAGAGUUUUUUAACUCAUCAUGCUUACUGUGUGUGUGUAUAGGCUUUGUUUCUAUGCAUGCACACAUGCUUUGGUGAGCAUGCACUUGUGAGUGUGUGUUUGUCAUUUGUGUACAAAGUGCGAGUGUAUGUGUGUGUGUGUGUGUCUCCACUGUGUCUAAUUACCUCUGCUGAUUUUAGGUGCUGAUUUAUUCUGGCCAAGCAGCUGUAGCUGUUUGAUGAGAUCCUGUAACAUCAGAAUAGAACAGAGUUGUGCCAUUGCCCAUUACAAAAUCACAGAGGAGGCUCAGAGAUAAAGCUGGUGAUAUUCUAUGUUUUUUAUUUUGUCAACUAAUCCCAUGAAAAGAUAAAAUCCGACAAUGAAUUGAUUCUUUUACCAGGUGUUGUCUGUGCAGAUGAAGCCUCAUCUAGCUGUGCCGCAGAGCUCCUGUGAGAGCUACUGAAGACACAUCAGAGAGUCACAACGUUGCACUGGGUGACAUGUUUUUUCACUACGACGAACAUGAGCACCACUGUGUAUUUUCCUUCAGUCCCGCAUACACAGUCCUGCUGUGGUGAAUACUCACUACCAGUAUACCAAAUGUGUAUUACUCCACUGCAUAAAAUACUCCCCAGCUGCAGUGCCUGGUUGUUUUUUGUGGUUUGGCAACCUGUUUAUUUCCCCCAGUAGCCAAAGUGGCUUAUGCAGUUUUUUGAAUUUCUAAGCUUUAUGUGAAAGCCCACGCUCUGACUGGUCCCAAAGCUCUCCAGGAAUUCCAGCUCUUUGUUUUAUUUUUCUCCAGUUUUCCUUCUUUACUCUUGGUUUCUCUGUAUGAGGAUGAAGUGGAGUCAUCCGCCCUCCAGAUAAGCUCAAAUCUGCUCAAGCUGAAACAUUUUCAACUCGUGCAGACGUUGACUCAGUUUUAUUUAUAUAUCCAAGAACCACAAAUUUGCCUCAAAGGGCUUUUCAACUUAUACAACAUGAGCCAAACUUGACUGUAGUUUAUUGAAAUCAAUCCAACAACACUGCUCUUGUGCCAGAUAUUACUCACUAACAUCCACGGUUAAAAAUAGUCCCUACUCCUGUUUGAGUAACAUUCACUAAAUAGGACAGAGCACAACUGCUUAAGGAAAUUACUGACCGUACUAUAUAUUUGUGAGCCGUUUUUAAAGAUGUACAUCCUCUCCUCUCCUUUAUAGAAAGACCCAUUCAUCAUCAGCUUUUAUGUGAUGUGUUGACAUUAAAAACAGAAUAAUACCAGCUUUAUCCUUCAAAUUAAACCCUGUAUUUAGUGGUAAUGUAGUGCUACGAAGCUGCUCUGUUUGGUUAUCUUUUAUUAAAUGUAAUGGAAGCAUUCGAAUGUAUUUUCUUCAGACUAGAUAAUACAAACUAUUUGUUGCUGUUUUAUGAAUAUCUGAUUUUUGACAAAUAUGUUUCACCUUUUUUCUCAUUUAUAGUAGUACUGUGGUUAACCAAAACCAACAUAGUAUGUUUCCUAAAAAACUGACGUGAGUGUUGGAUUCUGUUGAUUUACACUGUUGCACCUAAUAGAUGCUUCAUUGUUUUAUUUACACUUUAGAGAAUCCAAUGAGUUCAAAUCUUAUAUCAUCUCAAAUCAUAUCUUUGCUGAAAAGAACAGAAAAUCGCCUCCUCUUUAACUUCCGACAACAGAUGAAUAAAUGAAGCAUUGUUCUCAGAAAGAUUAUACAGACAUUUGGAGAAAUAAAUCUCACGCUUAACACUUAAAAAACAUAGCAAACAACUUGCAUGAAAUACAAAUUUUUGACCACAAUGAAAGCAAUGAACUUUGACGUUAGCAACCAUUCGUCAGAGUAGGACUCGUGUUUUUUCGUAACGUGAUGGAAAUCUGAUUCGGGAGGUAGAUUUGAAGGAAACCAAUCAACACAUGACUGAAUCUAAAAGAGUUCUUCUGUUCGUGCAUCUGUUCUGAAGGUCACUGUGCUGUGUGUGCAGCUCUGUACGCUCACUGAGAGAAUCACACUGUUCUUGUCCCAAAGACUGGUAUGUGCAUGUGUGUGUGUGUGUGCAUGUGUGUGUGUGUGUGUGUGUGUGUGCAUCUGUGUGUAGUUAUCUGUUGUGCCUUAAUGGAAGUCGUAGUGUUUUUUGUUUGUCAUUUCUCUCAAGUGCCUGUGUGACUCUGACACUCUCUGCCCUUUGCUCCCCUCCUCCCCCUCCCGCCUGCACUGGAGGUGAGAUGAGAGGUCAGAUGGACCAGGUCGUUGGUUUAAGCCGUCACCGCUAACUAUCAAUACACAGGGAUCAGCAAAACAGCAACACCUUGUCCCUCUCGGCAUGUCAUUUUUAAAUCCCCCCUGUAUUACCUGAGUUAUAUCCUCAGUAUAAACUUGACUCAGGUAAAGCCGGGUGUAGAAACAGUGUCACCUUUGAAUAAUAGAGCUCAGACUGUUGGGUUUAUAAAACUGCUUAUCUCCAGUGAAGCCAAGUCAGUGUGUGUUUGUAUCGUGGUUGCAGUGCUUCACUCUGUGUCUCUGCUUGUUGUGAUGCCUUCAUGUCUCUGUAGCUGCUUAACUUCACCCUGUUCGCACUGACCCCGCCCCCCAACCUUUACCCCCAUGACUACCACUGGUUUUGCUCUCUCCCAGGUCGACUUUAGAAAUAAGGAUCGGGCAAUGAUACCGCUCACAUUUUAACCCAUCUCUGAAAGUGUUCAUGUUUACGGCUGUCUUACAUAAGUGAAAAAAAAAAAGAAAGCCAGCACACUCUGUCCGUCCUUCGUAACUACAGUAUGAGCACCAAACCAUCAGCAGACAUAAUGUGUGGUUACUCAUUAUCUGACCCUUCUUCACUGUUUUCUGGAGACCUGAGACUGUCCCUCCGUCCCUCUGUGCACAUGAGCCUCCUUAAUUAUUCCUGUGACCCGUUCUUUGAUGUCUUUGAUUCCUCAAACAAAGCUGGUGAUAUUUAAAAGACAAAAUGUGAAAUAAAUCUUUUACUCAUAUGAAAACAG
Lates calcarifer (barramundi perch) is the source of this 5179-nucleotide messenger RNA. RefSeq names its product monoamine oxidase (gene maoa). The record is from RefSeq and is a predicted model, not a curated record. Bases 226 to 1800 code for a protein of 524 amino acids. Lineage: Eukaryota; Metazoa; Chordata; Actinopteri; Centropomidae. The transcript is spliced from 16 exons. Gene Ontology annotation, molecular function: oxidoreductase activity.